Molecule: messenger RNA, 1711 nt
Organism: Perca flavescens (yellow perch)
Lineage: Eukaryota; Metazoa; Chordata; Actinopteri; Perciformes; Percidae
Gene: gpd1c
Product: glycerol-3-phosphate dehydrogenase 1c
Exons: 8
Coding region: 288-1337 (349 amino acids)
Biological process (GO): glycerol-3-phosphate catabolic process; carbohydrate metabolic process
Cellular component (GO): cytosol
Molecular function (GO): glycerol-3-phosphate dehydrogenase [NAD(P)+] activity; NAD binding; protein homodimerization activity
Source: RefSeq, a predicted model, not a curated record
UACAUUAGGUUUUCCUUUCUUAGUUGUACACUCUGCAUUAAUGCCGCUUCAUAAAUACACCAAGUGGUGAAUUGUAAACCGUAUUACACGCGUGUUAAAAAAACAGUUAAGAUAUAAUUGGCACUGCGUUUUUUUAAUGUUAUUUCUACUUCUGAAGGAGUGGCUAGAGAGGGGAGGGGUGAAUCGGUGGCAGAAAUGUGUAGGGCGUAUAUAAGGAAGUUAAAAUAGACGGGGAAUAAAAGAACAGUGUCUUCACUUGAGCCGAACAGGAUUUACCACUUUCAAAAAUGCCCGCAAAGAAAGUCUGCAUCGUGGGAUCUGGAAACUGGGGCUCUUCGAUUGCCAAAAUAAUCGGGCACAAUGUCAAAGCAUCCAACCGGUUCGACCCAAUGGUGAACAUGUGGGUUUAUGAAGAGAUGAUUGAUGGGAAGAAGCUCACAGAGAUCAUUAAUACGGAGCACCAAAAUGUCAAAUAUCUACCAGGUCACAAGCUGCCCAGGAACGUGGUCGCUGUUCCAGACAUCACAGAAGCUGUCAAAGGCGCAACAAUCCUCGUCUUUGUAAUCCCACACCAGUUCAUCAGCAAACUCUGUGAUCAAAUGAAACCUCACAUCGUGGAGGGAACCAUCGGGAUAUCGCUCAUCAAAGGAAUCGACGAGGGACCAGAUGGACUAAAGCUUAUCUCAGACAUCAUCCGGGAGAAGCUAGAGAUUGAGGUCAGCGUCCUGAUGGGGGCCAACAUCGCCAGCGAGGUGGCAGAUGAGAAGUUCUGUGAAACCACCAUCGGGGCAAAAAAUGAAGCAAACGGCCUCAUCUUCAAAGAGCUGCUUCAGACUCCCAACUUCCGCAUCAAUGUCGUACGGGAGUGUGACACAGUGGAGCUGUGUGGAGCUCUAAAGAAUAUUGUGGCUGUAGGUGCUGGGUUCUGUGACGGCCUCGGUUUCGGCGACAACACCAAGGCGGCCGUGAUCAGGCUGGGUCUGAUGGAGAUGAUCGCCUUCGCCAAGUUGUUCUGCAAAGGCCAGGUGAGCUCCCCCACCUUCCUGGAAAGCUGUGGCGUGGCCGACCUCAUCACCACCUGCUACGGCGGACGAAACCGCAAAGUCGCCGAGGCCUUUGUCAAAACGUCCAAGUCUAUUGUUGAGCUGGAGACAGAAAUGCUCAACGGUCAGAAGCUGCAGGGCCCACAGACCUCAGCCGAGGUCUACAAGCUCCUACAAAAGAAGAACAUGGUCAACAAGUUUCCAUUGUUUUCUGCCGUCUACCUGAUCUGCUUUGAGGGCAAAGAAGUAAAGGAGUUCAUCACCUGUCUGCAGAACCACCCAGAGCACAUGUGAUGGGUCUGCUAGCGUGUCCACUGCCACUCCUUCAAUAGCAAUUUACUACCACUAGAGGGUGAAAGAGAUUCAUCAGAUAGAAACGCACAAUACAACAAAGGGCACUUUUACCUGAGAUUUUCAUUGGUGACAUUUCAUAAUGGAGAUGUUGAUUUUGCGCUUAUUUUGUAUAAUGUUCUUUAAUAUUAAUUUGUCUGGGAGUGGCAGGUAUUUAAAAUAUCUUUUUUAAGCCACUUUUAUUACCAAAAAAAAUUCAUUUUGUAUGGGGAUACAUAAAUGCAACACUGUUUUCCUUAUUUACUUUUCACUACAUGACAGUUUACAAUCUUAAAAUUGAAACUAAGGACAGUCGUGUUUUUUUUUUUUUUUUUUUU